GAUUUUCGUCUGCUUAGCAAUGCAAAGGAUACACAUAUAUGUGAUUUUAAAUAAAUUCAGUCGUGUAGAUUCGAGUGUAAAUAAGUGCCUACAUUAGAGACGCGAAGUCCUCGUAUCGCACUGUACUGAACUAUUGUUGGGUCGGUGGGUCGUGCUUGCGAUCAUAUAUAUAUAUAUAUAUAUAUAAAAAACUCAUUGCAGAUGAGCUUGUAAGCUCCACUGGUUGUGUUGUGUUUAUUGGUGGGAUUGUUGAUUUGUGCCGUUGGUUAGGAACUACAACACUUAUCGCUUUACAUUUGGAUCAUAUUUGAAUUGACCUCGAAUGGAACAUGACCAUGUCACCGGUUGAGUGUGAUAUUGGGCUGCUGGAAGGGCGGGAUGAGGACAUUAAACCUCAUGCCGUAAAGAUCCGUCGCAACUUGUUUGGCCCUGUGGACCAUGAGCAGUUGCAGCAGGAUUUUAAGAGGCUCUUCUGCAUGAGUGUGGAGAUUGCCAAGCAGCGCUGGAACUUUGAUUUCCAGAGGGACAUACCGGCACCUGGCUCCGAUGAGUGGGAGGAGCUAUGGUGCCAAGAUGUGCCAGCGUUCUACCACAGCUGUGUGGUGAAGCCUGCUAUGGCAAGGCAAAGAGUGGACGCAACUAUUGGAGGAGGAGCCUUCGCUUGUUCAACUGCAUCUAUGGCCACACAGAAAUACCGGGAGCUGCAGAGCAGAGGACCUUUGAGAGGGGUCAAACCAGAGAAGAGGAUGUCUGUAUUGCUGGGAGUCAAACGCAAACAAGCAAACAUUACAGACUUUUUUAGAGUGACAAAGAGAAGGUUUCUGCAUCACAAAACUUCAUCAUGAAGAGAAAACUUGUUGGACAUUUGUAUUAUAAUUGUUUAUAUAUAUAUAUAUAUAUAUAUAUAUAUAUAUAUAUAUAUAUAUAUAUAUAUAUAUAUAUAAAUGUACAUACAAUAUCUGCACAUUUAGUUCUUCUAACAGAGGCUUGUUUUCUUACAAGCAUCUUACAAUUUUACAAGAUUAUAUUCUCAAAUUCUAAACAAAUUCUAAAUGUAUAUAUGUGUAAAUACAGUGUGUGUGUGUGUGUGUGUGUGUGUGUGUGUGUGUGUGUGUCUAAUUACCAAAUGCAUUACCUAUAAAAAGUACUUACCCCUUUGUAAUUUUUCAGAUUUUAUUGUUACAACAUGGAACAAUGUUUAACAGGGAUUUUUUUUUUCAUAGCACAUCAACAUUUCUAAAAAAUAAAUAAGGUCAAAGAAAAAUCGGAUGUUAUACUUAAUUGAUAAAGAAAUUGAGUGCAUUAAAUAAUAAAAGCAAUUUAAUAAGAAUUCACUCCCUUGGAAUUAAUUCCAAGAGGAACUAAUCAAUUAUAAUUAUUCCGUUUCAUGUUGUUACACAAUAUAUUUUUAGAACGUUUGGAAUGCACUGUGUGCAUAUUAACAGAGUCCAUUUUUUGGUGGGCACUGAAUAUUUAAAAAUGUAUCAAAUACUGUGAACUUUUACAAAACUUCACUAUAAAAGGACAAUUUGAAUUUAAUGGUAAUUACAUAAAGAUUGCAAUGCUCAGAUUUCAAAUGCAGUGACCCUCUAAGUGACAUCAGUGCACACAAUAUAUAAGCUUAUAAUGAGUCAUAUAAUUACUUUGUUCCAUUUAUUACUUUAUACUUUUUUAUUAUUUUUAUGUUUUACAGUUUUUUGCAGGGUGUUACAAGGUUACAAAA
Myxocyprinus asiaticus (Chinese sucker) is the source of this 1723-nucleotide messenger RNA. RefSeq names its product cyclin-dependent kinase inhibitor 1D (gene cdkn1d). Gene Ontology annotation, biological process: regulation of mitotic cell cycle; signal transduction by p53 class mediator. Gene Ontology annotation, molecular function: cyclin-dependent protein serine/threonine kinase inhibitor activity. The coding region runs from base 330 to 845 and encodes 171 amino acids. Gene Ontology annotation, cellular component: nucleus. NCBI's taxonomy places the organism in Eukaryota, Metazoa, Chordata, Actinopteri, Cypriniformes, Catostomidae. The record is from RefSeq and is a predicted model, not a curated record. The transcript has 3 exons.